Molecule: messenger RNA, 1453 nt
Organism: Toxotes jaculatrix (banded archerfish)
Lineage: Eukaryota; Metazoa; Chordata; Actinopteri; Toxotidae
Gene: epdr1
Product: ependymin related 1
Exons: 3
Coding region: 104-742 (212 amino acids)
Biological process (GO): cell-matrix adhesion
Cellular component (GO): extracellular region; lysosome
Molecular function (GO): calcium ion binding
Source: RefSeq, a predicted model, not a curated record
CACCUUAUUCUGGUUAGCUUGUCUGCAGCAGGUGCGACUGAGGCUUCUACCAGCAGCGACGGCAACGGGACAAAGUAACGGGACUCCGGUUUGUCCAGGCGCCAUGAAGCGACUGUUGUUCGUGUUUGUCGCCGCUGUCGCGGCGUCAGUGCUCGGCCUCCCCGGGCCGGAUGUCGCCCCGGCGGCCGGUCCCUGCCUCGCCCCGCUGCAGUGGGAGGGCAGGUGGGUGCUGUACGACCACAGCACCGGGAGGAACAACCGUGCCGCUGUUUCCUACGACGGUCUGAACCAGAGGAUCCGAGUCCUGCAGCAGCACAAGAAACACACCCCGUGUCAGAAGUUUUUUGAGUACAUCUACUUGUACCAGAGCAUGGUGAUGUUCCAGAUCGACCAGAAGACCAAAGACUGUUCAAAGAUCGCUCUGACGGAGGCCUGGGAUCCCUUCGACAUCCCUGACAACUCCACCUUCGAGGACCAGUACUUCAUCGGAGGCCCAGGGGACAGCGUGGAGGUUCAGGAGUGGUCAGACAGGAAGCCGGCACGCCAGCAUGAGACCUGGGUGGGCGUUUACACCCUGAAGGACUGCUAUCCGGUGCAGGAGACCUACACCAGGAACAGCAGUGUCACCACCUCCACCCGCUUCUUCAACCUCCAGCUGGGCAUCAGCGACCCCGACGUCUUCACCCCGCCCAGCACCUGUCAGUCGGCUCGGCCAGAGAGGAUGGCCGAGUCCGACUGCUGAGGCUUCGCCUGACCUGUGACCUGUGACCUUUACUUUGUCCUAAGGCUGAGUCUGAAAUCACUCCCCCGAUCACUCAUUCACUGCUCCACACACUUACAAAGCACACAUGAUGCUGUUGUGCGUCAUCAGUGCCAGAUGAAGUUUUGCCCUGGUGUGUUACAUUUUUGUGUGUGUAACUAAUGAACGUGCCAUGGACGCUACUUCUAAAUCUGCACUACGUAUUUCAUACAGAUAACAUUGCAUAGGACACUACACAGUAAGGAGUGAUUGCGGACGCAGCCUUCGACUGAUCUGCUAAAGCAGUUUGUUAUCAGCACCAGUGAUUCCUGCAGACUGCAGCCUAACGAACUCACUCACAGAUAAUAGAACAAACUGCUCAUGAUUACCGAAUGAUUACUUUCAUGCUAAAAAGUGACUUUUAGUGUUGUUAUAUAAAUUUUCAUGACAAAAAAAAUAGAUUACGUUAAUCUCCAAGCUACCGAGCGAGCUUAGAGUGAACCGUUGGGUUUCACUGAAGCAUUCUGACUAUAUGCUAACAAGUGUUUGCAUUUACUCCUGUGGACUUUGGCUGUCCAACACAGGACAUGGAAUUACAGUGAGAGGCUACACAGAUGGUAGCAGUGAUAAUGCUAAACUUAAAAACAGUAUAAAGUUCCUGUUGUUUGCCUGCUGCACAACUUAUAGGCUCAAACUAAUUAAAACUGGUGGCCA